Messenger RNA from Myripristis murdjan (pinecone soldierfish), 5609 nucleotides. RefSeq names its product sema domain, immunoglobulin domain (Ig), short basic domain, secreted, (semaphorin) 3Aa (gene sema3aa). Bases 588 to 3182 code for a protein of 864 amino acids. Gene Ontology annotation, cellular component: plasma membrane; glutamatergic synapse; axon. NCBI's taxonomy places the organism in Eukaryota, Metazoa, Chordata, Actinopteri, Holocentriformes, Holocentridae. Gene Ontology annotation, biological process: neural crest cell migration; motor neuron axon guidance; semaphorin-plexin signaling pathway. The record is from RefSeq and is a predicted model, not a curated record. The transcript has 17 exons. Gene Ontology annotation, molecular function: neuropilin binding; semaphorin receptor binding; chemorepellent activity.
CUCUCUCUGUCUCUCUCUCUCCCUCUCGCAGUCUGGUGGAGCCGCACACAAGGAUUAGAGGGUUGCUGCGAGUGUCUGCUCAAAGAAGGAAAGAGAGAGAAAGAGAAGAAGACAGAGGAAGAGAUAAGAAAGAAAGAAAGAAGAAAUCUCUUGAAAGGAUAGCCCUACUGUUCUGGAUAAGUGAGCUGAUUUAAGUUUUCUUGCAUAGGCGCUGCUUUCUGAUCUCACGCACACCAAGCCAGCACCCCUCAUUGCUGAGGCUUCACCUGGGGGAGGACACAUACAUGAGCCAAAGGACUAUAUAGGCUGGACGUCCACACAGGGAGCCAUGUGAGUGCCCCACCACCCCCCACUUCGCACCACAGAAGUCCCCCCCACAACCUGCACUCUGAUCUGGGGAGCACAACCAGGAUUUUCUCCCCCCCACAAGGAGCCUCCACUUCCAGUGCCUGUGUGGAUCUUCACUCCCAGGGAGGGGACUCUCUGGGCUCGGCGUACCCCAGCGCUUGACCACUCAUCUUGGGGCACUGGUCGGGGUGUGAGUGCCCCCCUGGUCUGGAGGGCCAGCCAGCCAGCACUCCAGCACCAUGGAUUACCUGUUUGGGAUUGUAGUGCUGCUGUGCGGGGCAGUGCAGGCAGGAAGGGGAGGGGAGCCCAAGCAUAACGUACCCAGGCUAAAGCUCUCGUACAAGGAGAUGUUAGAGUCCAGUAACCUCAUAACCUUCAAUGGCUUGGCCAACAGCUCAAGCUACGACACUUUCCUAUUGGAUGAGGAGCGAGGGAGGCUAUUGGUUGGAGCCGAGGACCAUAUCUUCUCAUUCGACCUGGUCAACAUCAACAGAGACCACAAGCAGAUUGCGUGGCCUGCAACCCCCUCCAAGAGGGAUGAAUGCAAGUGGGCAGGGAAAGAUCUUGGGAAAGAGUGUUCUAACUUCAUCCGAGUCCUGCAACCGUACAACCAGACGCACCUGUACAUCUGUGGCACAGGGGCCUUCCACCCAAUCUGUGCUUAUCUAGAAAUGGGCAAAAGAGCAGAGGACAACAUCUUUCGACUGGCAUCGCAUUUCGAGAAUGGCCGCGGAAAAAGCCCCUAUGACCCAAAGAUGCUGUCAGCCUCACUCCUGAUUGAUGGAGAGCUGUACUCUGGCACAUCUGCGGACUUCAUGGGAAGAGACUUUGCUAUCUUCCGUACCCUAGGAGAUCAUCAUCCAAUCAGGACUGAGCAGCAUGAUUCAAGAUGGCUCAAUGAUCCCAGAUUUGUGGGUGUAAACUUGAUCCCAGAGAGUGACAACCCUGAGGACGAUAAGAUCUUCCUGUUUUUCAAAGAGAACGCCAUGGAUGGAGAGCAUACUGGCAAGGCUACCAUCGCCAGGAUAGGACAACUGUGUAAGAAUGACAUGGGAGGUCACAGGAGUCUGGUGAACAAAUGGACCACUUUCCUCAAAGCCCGACUAAUGUGCUCAGUGCCUGGGGCUAAUGGCAUCGAUACACACUUUGACGAGCUACAGGAUGUGUUUCUCAUGAGCUCCAAGGAUCCAAAGAAUCCAGUCAUCUAUGCUGUUUUCACCACAUCAAGUAACAUCUUUAAAGGCUCGGCAGUGUGUAUGUACAACAUGGCAGACAUCAGGAGGGUCUUCCUGGGUCCAUAUGCCCACAGAGAUGGACCCAACUACCAGUGGGUGCCCUUCCAAGGGAGGGUUCCUUACCCACGCCCAGGAACUUGCCCCAGUAAGACAUUCGGCGGUUUCGACUCCACCAAAGACCUACCUGAUGAUGUCAUCACCUUCGCCAGGGGCCACCCGGCCAUGUACAACCCAGUACACCCAGUGGGGGGCCGUCCCAUUGUGGUGCGGACAGACGUGGACUACCAGUUCUCCCAGCUGGUGGUGGACAGAGUGGAGGCAGAGGACGGGCAGUACGAUGUCAUGUUCAUCGGUACAGACAUGGGUACAGUGCUGAAGGUGGUCACCAUCCCCAGAGAGAGCUGGCAUGACCUGGAAGAGGUGGUACUGGAGGAGAUGACUGUCUUCAGGGAGCCCACUCCCAUUACCGCUAUGGAGCUGUCCACCAAGCAGCAACAGUUGUACCUUGGCUCUGCGCUGGGCGUAUCACAGAUGCCUUUGCACCGCUGUGAGGUGUAUGGGAAAGCCUGUGCUGAGUGCUGUCUGGCCAGAGAUCCAUACUGCGCCUGGGACGGCACCGAGUGUUCGAGAUACUUUCCCACUGCCAAGAGGCGAACCAGACGGCAGGACAUCAGGAAUGGAGACCCUCUCUCCCAGUGCUCAGAUCUUCAGCAUCAUGAUGACAUGGACGGGCUGGGAGGCAGUGUGGAGGACAGGAGUGUGUACGGCGUGGAGAACAGCAGUAUGUUCCUGGAGUGCAGCCCCAAGUCUCAGAGAGCCCUCAUCUACUGGCAGCUGCAGAGGCCCAACGACGAUCGCAAGCAUGAGAUCAAGCUAGAUGAGCGUGUGCUCCGUACAGAGCAGGGCCUGCUGAUCCGCAGUCUCGCUCAGUCCGACACAGGCAUCUACCACUGCCACGCCGUGGAACACGGGUUCAUCCAGCCCCUGCUGCGCCUCAACCUCCAAGUCAUCCCCACCCAGAAGCUGGGUGACAUCUUACCUGGACUUACCGGCGCAGGCGGUGGGAUAGGUCACUCAGCCAAACACAGGCUGUGGUACCGAGACUUCCUGUCUCUCCUUGACCACCCAGACCUCAACAGUGUGGAGGAGUUCUGCGACCGUGUUUGGAGGAAAGAGCGCAAACAGAAGAGGACAAAAGUACCCGGCAGUAACGGUCAGGGCAAACCUGACAGCACUGGUGUUCCCAGCUCUGUGCUGAGGCCCAAAGCCCUGCCUCCCAACGCCCAGAAGCAGCAGGGCAGUCCGCCACAGAGCAGCCCAAGGGUCCAGGCUGGAGUUACAGCAGCGGAAGGGGCAGCACGGAGCCAAAACCCCCAGAGAGGCCCCCCAAACCUGGGUUCGGCGAGCGGUCAGGCACCUAAGGUCAACCAGAGGGCCCAGAAUGGCCAGAAGGCACAGAGCAGCCUGUCCGGGUCCCAAGUUGCGGGGGGCUCUCGGGCGAGCACCCAGCACACAGCCAAGUGGAGACGGAUGCAGGAAAACAAGAAGGGACGCAACAGGAGGACCCAUGAGCUCCAAAGACCUCCGCGCAGCGUCUGAGAGCACCUGAGCGCACGGAUGCACACAUACAACCAGAUUUACUCACACACACACACACACACAUGCUGUACAUGCACACUGACAAGCACAAACCCAUGCAUCCACACACGCAUCACACAUAGACGUUCUGUUGAUUGUGUAUCCAGUGACCCAUCCAGUGAAUUCUCUGUAACUGCAGCCGCAACAUAAACCCAUUCAUGACAGAAAAUAGGUUGAAAAACAUAAACUCGCCGACAUACAGUUGCAGUAAAGAAGGCUGUCAUUGAUAGACAUACAUACACAAACGCACACAACCUGUGAAGAGGACUCUGAGGACAAACAGGGCUGAAAAACUGGAAUGCAUACUGUAAAUGUGUGAGGACAUGGCUGCUUGCCUGGGAUGUUUCCUGGCAGACACAUAGCCCUCCUGUACAUAAGCUACUAAAAAAAGACUGGGACUAAAAUGGAGCCCUUCAUGUUUAGUGAGGAUAUUAUGUGUUCCAUAUACACUAUAAUAGCUACUUGUUAAGCAGAUGGACUUAAUACACUGACAGGACAUAAUUCUGGAGACGUUUAUAGAUAUAUGGACAUUUGAGGAAGCAGAAAUGUACAUUCGCUGCAACCCACCCUCUUUGACCUGAGCAUGUGAACCGCAAGAUUGUGUAAAAAAAGAAAAAACAAAACAAAAAAAAAAAAACUCUGAACUGUCUAUCAGGAACCCGCCAUCUAGUCUUUCAAGUCAUUCAAGUGGCAACAGAGCAACAACAGCAUCUUUUCAAGGAGGGAACUGUGCUUUGGAUCACAGUUUGGAGAGUCACCAAGAGUACUUUAGGCGCACACACACACACACACACACACACACACACAGUUUGCGCUUUUCGGGCAAAAGUUCAGUGGUCGAAAAAGAGGCUGGUUUACUUUGUCGGGCCAGUGAUCCACAUCAGCGCCCCUCAUGUCUGGAAAUGAAUAGAAGCAUUAUUACAUGCAAAACUGCAAAGUCAUGCCUUGGUGCAGGAAAAAAAAAUGUGCUGCAUCAUGACCCUCUCCACCCAAGGCUGGGAAAGCGUUGUGCAUGUUGUUGUCAAUCAAUGUUUCAAUAAGCUAGUUCUUGCCAGUUAUUUUAUGGAAUUCUAGAGGCUUUGUUUGUUUUGUUUGUUUUUACACCCUAUCUAAAAAAAUGUUACAUUUUUCUUUUAUAUUUACUUUCUUUUCCACUCAAACCAGUGCUUCUGUUUUUGGGCAAAAAUGCAAGCAACAUUGUAGUCUCAUUUCGCAUUAUCCCUUUUGUUCCCAAGCAUUCUGUGUUAAGUUAUUAUGUUUUUGUUUUGUUUUGUUUUGUUUUGUUUUUUGUUUUUUGUUUUUUUUUUUGUUUUUUUUUUUCAGGGAUUGAUAGACUUUGGGCACGAAUUCCAGUUGUAGGCUAUGCUAAAACUCAGUCUUAAUUAGACUGCCAGUUGUUCUGUGUACAUAUAAACAACAAACUUAACUCUUUGUGUAUGUACAUAUAUACAGUACAAGAACACCACUUGAUUAUUAUUUAUUGCUCAUUGUUUUGUGAAAGGGUUGCAUUUAUUUUUGAUAUUAUGGUAUUUUUGGCUCAUCAAUAUUGGAGAAUAAUGGCAACAGUAACUAAAAUGACUUCAAUGGACCAACUUGCUGCGUCUGUGUCAAGGAAUCCCUUUUUGGGGAUCGCACGCGUCGAAAAUGAUUUACGUUCAGGAGCAUGUGAGUACUGGGGUUUGUGUCACUGAUCAAAUCCAAGUCUUGAUAGAAAUCCCGACAAUGAUAAGCACAAUUCUGUCAUUUUGCUGCAUAGCAGAUUUUCUCUCUCUUUUGCCUUUCGUAACGGGUGAUGUCAUGCCUUUUUUUCUUUUGUCCCCAAAACCCAUUCGACAUUUCAUUCAUUCAUCCAGUAGCCAUUAUAUGUAAAAUAAUACCCAAAACUGAAAAACAUUAGCUGUGAAUCUCUGUAAGAAAUAGUGCGGAAAAAUGUUAAAACUAGUCUGAGGAGAAGACGCGUUAUACUGCAUGUGAAUGCUACCUACAGUAAGUGCAUCUUUUUUAUCGUCUCUUUACGUGUUUUGUGUGAGAGGUAAAGUUCCCUGAAGCAAGGUGUGAAUUACUUUUGUCCUUUUGCCAAAACAGUGACACCACCGCCUUGAGAUACUCUGGCCAAAAACUGAUCGAGAACCAAGCUCCUUAAUCUUUUUAUUUGACAGGGUUACCCCCGUCCCGUCUCCCCGUCCCCUCAAUACAUGACAAGAGUGAUGUGUCGAUGCAAUAAAUUACAGCAGAUCGGUGUUCUCUACGGAAACUCAAAAGUUUGUUGUGUCCCUACUUCCGGUCUCUCCCUCAGAGUUAGAAAAGUGAGAGAGCUGAGAGUUAUCACUGCUGUAACAAGGUUCUUUCUGGCAUGCAUUCAGUUGUCUAAAUAAACAUCUCCUUUAA